Molecule: messenger RNA, 513 nt
Organism: Cucurbita pepo subsp. pepo (vegetable marrow)
Lineage: Eukaryota; Viridiplantae; Streptophyta; Magnoliopsida; Cucurbitales; Cucurbitaceae
Source: RefSeq, a predicted model, not a curated record
AUGGCUGCUUUCAAGGGUUGCUUUAAGUUAUUGUUGUUUGUAACCUUGUCAUUGGCUUGCAUCAACAUGAGCUUCGCUACUCGUGGUCGCCUUCUCGGUACACCAGCAGCUCCACCUCCAGUUCCUCCGCUGCCAUUCCCUCCAAAAUCCUUGCUGCCACUGCCCAAGGCCACAUUACCACCGCUACCAUCCACACCAACAUUGCCUCCCCUUCCGACGAUUCAACCGCUGCCGAAGCCUCCCUUGCCUCCAUUUCCUUCAGCACCAACAAUGGCAAAGGCUACCUUGCCCCCUAUGCCACCAUUACCAACAAUUCCCUCAGUUCCUACCACACCAACAACCGUGCCAUUGCCGCCGGCCUUUCCUUUCUCAUCACUGCCCCCAUCCAAGGAUCCAUUACUUUGCAAUGACGGUGGCCAUUCACUUACCGAGCGAGAUCUUGAAAGGGCAUAUGGAGUGCAAGCCAACAAACGCAAAAGCAGAGAGGGUAACAGGAAUACAGGUCAGGAAUGA